Malaya genurostris is the source of this 4013-nucleotide messenger RNA. RefSeq names its product carbohydrate sulfotransferase 5. The coding region runs from base 661 to 1962 and encodes 433 amino acids. NCBI's taxonomy places the organism in Eukaryota, Metazoa, Arthropoda, Insecta, Diptera, Culicidae. The transcript has 5 exons. Gene Ontology annotation, molecular function: N-acetylglucosamine 6-O-sulfotransferase activity. The record is from RefSeq and is a predicted model, not a curated record. Gene Ontology annotation, biological process: N-acetylglucosamine metabolic process; sulfur compound metabolic process.
GAGGAUAGCAUAAAAUCGCGAAAUUUGCGAAAAUGAAAACAUCGGAACCUGAAACAGCGAUCAAUUUGUUACCAUCCGUCGCACUUUCAACAUCGUUGUGAAACAUUUGUGUACUCGUGCUUUAGAGCCGUGGCCAUCGAUUUUAUUCUUUUCCUAAUGGUGAUACCGUGACAAAACAAAAGCCAGAAUAAAUUUCAAGUGGUAAUGAGCAAUAAAUGUGUGAUGGCAGAAAGGGGAUGAAAUUUCAUUGGCCUAAGUUUAGAUUCUAUCUGAAUGCAGAGAUUGCUCCGAGACUCGGAUGAUUGUUACUACACUUGUGAUGUGAUGAAUAUGUGAAUGGUACCGUGGAGAGCAAUUGUGGGAGAUUUCAUCGUUUCGGUUUUGCCUAAAUUUAUCGUAAUUAUGCUCAGUUACGUAGGUUUCAGAAGUGUCUGGGAUAACAUUUGGAAUACAAGGGCGUGUUACGUUUAGUCCGUUAAUGGUAGUGGAAAAAAAUGCGAAGCAAAUGUUUCCUAGCUGAUACCCAUUUGGAAAUUCCACCAUCUGGCAGGUGUUGGUGUAAGCUAGAAAAGUAGAAAUAAACCUCAAAAAACGCAAACCAUCGCGCGGUGAAGUAAAAGUGCACUUGAUUUUUCUUUGCGUGCUGUGCUGCUGGAGUGCAUGGAGAAAGUGCUUGAACGAAUACGGGAAACAAUGUCACGCCGCAUCAAUCUAAUCGGAGUGUGUGCCGUCAGUGGUCUCUGCAUUUUGCUACUGUUUGCGAGCCACCGAUUCACUUCGAACAGCUAUGCGACCGAGUACUUCAAGCCUCGGGAACGGAACGCCAAUCUGAGGCUACUGAAUGCACAUAAAUACUAUGGCACUAAAAUCUUCAACCCGGGCUCAUCGUACGAUACAAAUCCAGCCAUACCGACGCCUCAAAACUCAACCGUCACUAUCGAGGACAUUCUAACUUAUCAGCGUUCACGUAUAGCCGAUGAAAUGCUUGAAUUCCAGUAUCCCAAUGAGUUGUACAACAGUGGGCCCAGUAAACUGUCCGAUUUAACUCCCGAAACGAGUGGGCAACCGAUACGUAGUAUUAUCCUGACCACGUGGCGUUCCGGUUCCACCUUUCUGGGGGACAUCCUGAACGCACUGCCGGGGAACUACUACCAUUACGAACCGUUGCUGGACUUCGAUAUCGUCCAGAUCCGGGGUCCACCAAACGACCGGAUCGCUGUCCACAAUCUGAAGCAACUGCUCAAGUGCGAUUACAACGAGAUGGAGAGUUAUCUCGAGUUUGGCAAGACGCACAACUUUUUGUUCAGUCACAACACCCGCCUCUGGCGACACUGCCGAUUGUUUCCACAGUUCUGCUACGAGACAAAGUUCCUUGGUCCGUUUUGCAAGCUGUUUCCACUGCAAAGUAUGAAAGUGGUGCGCCUUAGGGCUUCGCUCGUUACGCCACUGCUGGAGGACGAAAGCCUCAACAUACGAGUAAUCUUGUUGAUACGGGAUCCCCGGGGGUCACUGCAGUCACGCAAGCACCGGGUGUGGUGCCCCGGGCAACCAGACUGUGACCAUCCGCCAACGGUGUGCAACGAUAUGCAACUGGACUACGAAGCUGCCGUCGAGCUGACCAAACUAUACCCGACGAGGUUUCGGGCUAUCCGCUAUGAAGACCUAUCGUUGAACCCCUAUCAGAUGACCAAAGAAAUUCUAAAAUUCUACGGACUACCGUUCGAUCCGGCCGUCGAAGCAUUUCUGGACACCCACACCAAGCUGGAUAUUGGCGGCGUUAGUUCCACAUUUCGGGACUCCAAAUCGGCACCAUUCCACUGGACCAAGGAUCUCACAUAUGAAGAGGUGAAAAUCAUACAGGACAGUUGUGUAUCCGCCAUGAAAUCUUGGGGUUACAAGAAUGCCACCAGUGAGAAGGAUCUGCUCAAUUUCGAUCCACUGGUGUCCUACAGUGUGUCGUGAAGUUUGGAGGAAAAGGAGUACGGUAGCAGUUGAAUCGGCUGACGGGAAUUUUGACACAGUCACACUUGAGCUGGUUCGGUGGCAAAACACGACACGCACGAUGCACCUUCUCCCCAAUUCCUCGCUGCCCAUGGGCGACUGACUUACUGAAAUGUCUUAAUAGGGUUAAGUAUCACGUUCGUUUUGAAUGGGCGCAAAGUGCUGUAAACUGUAAAUUCGAGCAAAAUUUAGUUUAUAGGAAAAACAAUGAUAAGCAUCUGUGAUGAACUAGGUAACAUAAAUAUCGAUAAAUUCAAUGUUAAUUAAUUGCAUAUAACAAUUGUAUACUACAAACCUUUGCAUCGGACGUAGACACAAGUUUCACUAGGGGAUUCAUUGUGGCACGGGGAUACAGGGCCUACACUUCAUUUGAAAAAUGAUGAGACAGUUCCAGUUUUGAAUAAAUAAUAGAAACAAGUGUUUCGUUAGUUUAAGAGAAGGUUGAAAGUCCAACUUUUCACAACAGCAUCUAUACGAAAAUGAACUGAAAUCAAUGAAUGGGAAAAUGGUGUUGUAUAAUAAUACGUAAAACAGUAUAGUUUCCUGAAAUAAAAAAAAACAGAUUGAAACACUAUUUCAAUAUUUAUUCCAUCUAUAAACGACUAUAACCAAACAGAUGUAGCUUCAGUUGAUAGUUUUUGGUAUGUAAAAGCAGAGAAAAAUGCUUCCUAUGAAGAAAGCCCACAUUUAAAUCUGAUGUGAUCAAAUGGAGGUUCCAGGUUUCGUUUCGAAGUACCCGAGUAUUUGCGUUCGCAGGAAAAUUUGACUGGAGCAUUAUUUACAUCAGUUUCACAAAGUACGUUUGAUUUUAUUUUUUGAGCACUUCGGUUCAGUUAAUUAAUCAUCAAUUGUGUUCGAUGAUCAUCUAUAAGAAAAACAAAUAUUAUGACCGCCCCCAAUGGUUGAUAAAUCACGUCCCUAUUUUCCUAUAGUCAAUUCGAAAAAUUGUCAAGCUAUUCCAUUGAACUGAAUUAUGCUACAAUUUCAAUUAGGCCACUUAGGAUUACAUAUCUGUUCUUUCCGUGCACGCACAAGACUACUGUAACGGGACUAUUGAAGCCCACAGAAAUUACCGUGUUUAUAGCAAAGUAGAUUACUGACAUAUCCCUAAAUCGAAUUGUAGAAAUAAAAGUGAAUGUCCCUAGAACACAUUUUAAUUGAACACUCAUGGUCACGCACACCAACCAUAAAUUACAACAGUGGAAACCCAGUGCAACCCAAGUAAAAUAGUUUUGCAUUUGCGCAAUCAUUCAGUCAAGAUGAAAACAAUAAUUACUAGGUUAUAAUCACUCAUCAGUAAGUAUUAGAAAACGAUAGAUAGUUAGGGCAACUUGUUCAAUCGAAUACAACACACUGACUUUGGAGAACACUUGAUGAAAUAAGUAAUUAGAGUGCCUUUUUGAUCUGCAACCGAAUAUAAUUCAAGCCAACGUAUAGGAGAUGAUACUAAAAGUAAUGCUGAAUAUCACGCAAUACAGCCUAGAAACGAAUGAUUAUAACACAGAACAAUCGUAGUAGUAUGCCAGUAAAACAAAAAAUCUCAUUUUCUCUCAACAAUAAUAUUCGUAAUAUCUUCUCGAAAUAAACACAAAGAACGCAAAAACUAUGCUAUUUACAAACCACAAUAUUUAAUAACAGUUAACGACACCGAUCCUAGGAAACUCAUAAUUUGUAUGGAGAACCCCAAGAUGCGGAGUAAUGUGUGAAGAAUAUAAGACCGUUUUCGGAAAUUCGUUUCGGAAUAAACAAUAAAAUAUGUCUAACUAGCGUCCUAAUGGGAACGAUUUUCCGAAAUCGACCUUCCUCGAAAAUAUAUGCUGCAAACACUCGUAACUCUAACUGAUCAAUGGUUCACGUUAUGCAAUGCUGGCACACUUAGAAGAGUAAUGAAGUUAAACUAUAGCUAGUAGAACAAAUAAUCAACAAUAAUUUAUUGAAACUGCUGAAUUGAAUGAUGCGAACCAGGUGUCCACGCUCAAUAAUUGGAAUAAAAAACAUAUGUGAAAUUGUCA